AUGAAGGAAAGCUCGGUAUUUACGCUCAUUUUUUGUGUGCUUGGUCUUUACGGCCUGUUCCUUUCAUGGUCGCUUCUUCAAGAGAGAAUCAACACCAAACCAUAUGAAAUCAUUGGUGGAUCACCUGUGUUCUUCAAAGCUCCAUUACUUGUCAAUACUAUCCAGGCGUUUUUUGCAUGUCUUGUUGGUCUUCUAUAUUCAUGGGUGGCCCAUAGGCAAAACCCAUUUGCCAUUUUCUCCAGUAAAAGCAGCAAGGACACCACUGGCGGUUCAACAUACGUGAAAUUUUUCAUAGCCAUAGCUAUCACCUCGACCGUGUCUUCUCCAUUAGGCUACAAGGCCUUGAAGCACGUUGACUACUUGGCUUUCUUACUUGCAAAGUCUUGUAAGUUGCUUCCUGUGAUGCUAGUGCAUUUCGUGCUUUACAGAACGAGAUUUCCACCGCACAAGUACUUGGUCGCUGGAAUGGUUACAUUUGGUGUGAUCUUGUUUACCACCUGCCACAGCUCUGGCAAGUCUAAAGCUUCCAUAAACGAUGGCAAUACGCUUCUUGGUAUGGCACAAUUAGCGGGCUCGAUGCUUCUUGAUGGCUUGAUGAAUUCAACGCAAGAUCAACUCUUCAAACUUCCUAAUCGUCAACAUAAGCUUACUGGAGCCUCACUCAUGAGUAUCCUUAAUCUCAUGGUAUUUAUUCUCUCGGCAGGAUUCAUCUUGGUGUUUCAGUUCCAAGAGGAGGCCGUUUAUACAUGGAAUUUCGUUCACAGGUAUCCACAGCUGCUUAUGGACAUACUUGCAUUUUCACUCUUUGGAGCUGCAGGGCAGGUCUUUGUGUUCCUCAUUCUCGAGAAAUUUGAUUCUCUCAUCUUGGUUACUGCCACAGUCACGAGAAAGAUGAUAAGUAUGAUUCUUAGUGUGGUUUUGUUUGGCCAUAAACUUUCAUUGGGCCAAUGGCUAGGCGUGCUUUCAGUGUUUGGAGGCAUAGGUUAUGAAUCCUAUUUGAAGCUAGCAUCCAAGAAGCAAAAACAGGCAUAG
Molecule: messenger RNA, 1032 nt
Organism: Candidozyma haemuli
Lineage: Eukaryota; Fungi; Ascomycota; Pichiomycetes; Serinales; Metschnikowiaceae
Gene: HUT1
Product: Hut1p
Exons: 1
Coding region: 1-1032 (343 amino acids)
Biological process (GO): UDP-galactose transmembrane transport
Cellular component (GO): Golgi membrane; endoplasmic reticulum membrane
Molecular function (GO): UDP-galactose transmembrane transporter activity; UDP-glucose transmembrane transporter activity
Source: RefSeq, a predicted model, not a curated record